Molecule: messenger RNA, 2268 nt
Organism: Limanda limanda (common dab)
Lineage: Eukaryota; Metazoa; Chordata; Actinopteri; Pleuronectiformes; Pleuronectidae
Gene: nsfa
Product: N-ethylmaleimide-sensitive factor a
Exons: 21
Coding region: 1-2268 (755 amino acids)
Biological process (GO): Golgi to plasma membrane protein transport; intra-Golgi vesicle-mediated transport; SNARE complex disassembly
Cellular component (GO): Golgi stack
Molecular function (GO): ATP hydrolysis activity; ATP binding
Source: RefSeq, a predicted model, not a curated record
AUGGCGGCAGCAAGCGAGGUCGUCAUAUUUUUCAAGACCAUGCAAGCGGCGCGAUGCCCGACGGACGAGCUGUCGCUGACUAACUGUGCUGUGGUGAGCGAGAAGGAUCUGCAGUCGGGACAACACGUGACCGUGAAGACGACGCCCAACCACAAGUUCGCUUUUACAGUCAAGACUCAUCACACUGUGGCACCUGGAAGCAUCGCCUUCAGCCUGCCGCAGAGGAAAUGGGCGGGACUCUCCAUCGGUCAGGAGGUGGAAGUUUCCAACUACAACUUCGACAAGUCGAGGCAGUGCAUCGGCUCCAUGACGAUCGAGAUCGACUUCCUGCAGAAGAAGAGCACCGACUCUUCUCCCUACGACUCCGACAAGAUGGCCGCCGAGUUCGUGCAGCAGUUCAACAACCAGGCGUUCUCCGUCACUCAGCAGCUUGUGUUCAGCUUCUGUGACAAGCUGUUCGGUUUGAUGGUGAAAGACAUCGAGGCGAUGGACGCCAGCAUCCUCAAAGGAGAGCCGGUCACCGGGAAGAAGCAGAAGAUCGACGUGGGCCUGAUGGUGGGAAACAGUCAGGUGGUGUUUGAGAAGGCCGAGAGUUCUUCCCUCACACUCGUUGGAAAGGCAAAGACCAAAGAGGCUCGACAGACCAUCAUCAACCCCGAGUGGAACUUUGAGAAGAUGGGAAUCGGAGGUCUGGACCGGGAGUUCUCCGACAUCUUCCGCCGAGCCUUCGCUUCCCGAGUCUUCCCUCCGGACAUCGUGGAGCAGAUGGGGUGUAAGCACGUGAAGGGCAUCAUGCUCUUUGGCCCUCCUGGCUGUGGUAAGACACUGAUGGCCCGGCAGAUCGGCAAAAUGCUGAACGCCCGCGAGCCGAAGGUCGUCAACGGGCCGGAGAUCCUGAAUAAGUACGUGGGCGAGUCCGAGGCCAACAUCCGGAAGCUGUUCGCAGAUGCAGAGGACGAGCAGAAGAGGCUGGGAGCCAACAGCGGCCUCCACAUAAUCAUAUUCGACGAGCUGGACGCCAUCUGCAAGCAGAGAGGCACGGGCGCCAGCAGCACGGGCGUGCACGACACGGUGGUCAACCAGCUCCUGUCAAAGAUCGACGGCGUGGAGCAGCUGAACAAUAUCCUGGUCAUCGGUAUGACCAACAGACCCGACCUGAUCGAUGACGCCCUGAUGAGGCCCGGCAGGUUCGAGGUCAAGAUGGAAAUCAGUCUGCCCGAUGAGAAGGGCCGGGUCCAGAUCCUGACCAUUCACACCAACAAGAUGCGAGGCUUCAAUCUUCUGGCCACUGACGUGGACAUCACGGAGCUGGCGGCUGAGACCAAGAACUACAGCGGAGCCGAGCUGGAGGGUUUGGUCCGGGCGGCUCAGUCCACGGCCAUGAACCGGCACAUCAAGGCCACAUCCACAGUGGAGGUGGACAUGGAGCGAGCGGAGAAGCUGAAGGUCACCAGAGCCGACUUCCUGGGAUCCCUCAACAACGACAUCAAACCCAUGUUCGGUACCAACACGGAGGAUUACUCCAGCUACAUCAUGAACGGGAUCAUCAAGUGGGGCGACCCGGUGACUCACGUCCUGGAUGACGGAGAGCUGCUGGUGCAACAGACCAAGAACAGUGACCGCACCCCCCUGGUGGCUGUGCUAGUGGAGGGCCCCCCCCACAGUGGAAAGACGGCCCUGGCAGCGAAGAUCGCCGAGGAUUCUCAGUUCCCCUUCAUUAAGAUGUGCUCUCCAGACAAGAUGAUUGGACACUCGGAGAUCUCCAAGUGCCAGGCAAUCAAGAAGAUCUUCGAGGAUGCCUAUAAGUCCCAGCUCAGCUGUGUGGUGGUGGAUGAUAUUGAGCGUCUGCUGGACUACGUGCCCAUCGGUCCUCGAUUCUCUAACUUGGUCCUCCAGGCUCUGCUGGUGCUGCUGAAAAAAGCUCCACCCAAGGGUCGGAAGCUGCUGAUCAUCGGCACCACCAGCAGGAAGGACGUGCUGCAAGAGAUGGAGAUGCUGGACGCCUUCAGCACCACGAUCCACAUCCCGAACAUCUCAACCGGGGAGCAGCUGGUCGACGCCCUCGAGCUGCUCGGGAGUUUCUCGGAUAAAGAGCGAGUCAGCAUCGCUCAGCAGCUCAAAGGGAAGCGAGUGUGGAUCGGCAUCAAGAAGCUCCUGGUGCUCAUCGAGAUGUCACUGCAGAUGGAACCGGAUUACAGAGUGACCAAGUUUGUGACUCUGCUCAGAGACGAGGGGGCGUUGAAUGAAGGAGAUCAGAUCAGAAUUUAA